Messenger RNA from Aplysia californica (California sea hare), 1098 nucleotides. RefSeq lists its product as uncharacterized. The record is from RefSeq and is a predicted model, not a curated record. Lineage: Eukaryota; Metazoa; Mollusca; Gastropoda; Aplysiida; Aplysiidae. Bases 136 to 705 code for a protein of 189 amino acids. The transcript has 4 exons.
GCCCGAGGCUCGGCUCGGCUAGGCUCGAUAAUCAUCAAGGAUAACCGUAUUAGGGGGCUGGUCAAAGGUUUUACCUUCCCUCUCUAAACACACAGCAGAGGACCGAUCACGUUGAAUACAUUAUUUUCCACAAAGAUGGGGUCGAUAGAUUUUCUGAAACGGUGUUUGUUGAGGUGCAGGUCCGGAGACAAUGACCGUCAUAAUAAUAAUAAUGAUAAUGAUGGUAAUAUAUUCGUGGAUGUUCCCAGUUUCGGACACACAGUGAAAGAGUUGUUCAAGUUUUUGGAAGUUCGUUCGUAUUUGUAUAUAGCUUUCAGAAUGUUCUCCAGUGCCCUGAGAGAUGUCUUCCUAGUGGAUGGGUUCUCCACAUUGCCGUUGAUAUUUGUACUCUACAUCAUACUCACCACUCACGCCUGCAUCAUCUACACGUGCAACCUCAACGGCCGGACAGCUAAGGCGGAUGUGGCGUUUAUUGUCAUGGUGAUCCUAGCGGAAGUUCUCGUUGCUGGGUGCGGCCUCAUCUUUCAGUCCGUCGACUUGCUUCUUGAGUUGAUAGCUUUCGCUGGUCUGCAGGUCACGGUUAGCAUCAUUUACUUUCUACUGAUGAGCCCUCACAUGCCCCGCAAACUGUACCGAACUUUUCAGAGACGUCGGAGGUGCCUUGAGGAACUUGUGUCGCCAAAACGCACUUCUCAAGGAGGUUGAACAGCUGCUCGCCCCGCCGUUUGCUUUUCGCGGUACAGUUGUGAUGAGCGUGGAUAAUUCUGUUGACCUGGCACGAUGGUGACGUCACAGCUCAGUUUGCCGAUGAUUGAAUCGGCUCUUCUGCCCCUCGAGGCCAUUGUAAAAGUACAUACCAUUCCCUGGUACAUUUUACUCGACUUGCGCAGUCUUGAGUAAACCAAUAAUUGGUCAAGUUCCAUCCAGUUUUCUAUUUUGGAACUUUUCAGUGUGCAAUGGGCUAAUGUGCCCCCAAGACACAAUUUUCUCUUCGUUGUGUAUUAUUGAAACAGUAUGUAUGCUGCCUUUUGCUAUUACCACUGUCGCAGGCCAUGGGAAUACCAUUUAUGUGAACAAUAAACUUAUGUUGUCAUUGUA